Molecule: messenger RNA, 5378 nt
Organism: Scatophagus argus
Lineage: Eukaryota; Metazoa; Chordata; Actinopteri; Scatophagidae
Gene: kif4
Product: kinesin family member 4
Exons: 31
Coding region: 233-3979 (1248 amino acids)
Biological process (GO): microtubule-based movement; mitotic spindle organization
Molecular function (GO): microtubule motor activity; microtubule binding; ATP binding
Source: RefSeq, a predicted model, not a curated record
AGAAGAAGGAGGAGGAGGCGCUCGGUGUUUGAAAGUGGCGGGCAGUAACAACAUUCAACUCAUAGAUAUUGACGGGCGAAGGACUAAAGUUCAUCAAGUUAGUCUUAACAAGUAAAGUUUUAUCAAGAGUGCCCGGUAGUAGUGCCAGGCAUUAUAAGUCAGAAUCGCCGAAUGCAGUUUUCGUGAUAUUUAAACGCUAAUACUGGAGGAAACGUGAGAGGAGUCUUGCAUCAUGACAAAUGAGGAUGUGAAGGUGAUCCCAGUGCGGGUUGCCUUGCGUUGUCGGCCAUUGGUGCCUAAAGAAAUCAGUGAGGGAUGUCAGUGUUGCCUCACUUUUGUGCCAGGGGAGCCGCAGGUGAUUGUUGGCACAGAGAAAGCGUUUACCUAUGAUUAUGUAUUCGAUCCCACUGCUGAACAAGAGGAAGUCUUCAGUACAGCCGUGUCUUCCUUACUGAAUGGGCUUUUCAAAGGCUACCACGCCACAGUUCUUGCAUACGGACAGACGGGAUCAGGGAAGACUUUCUCCAUGGGAGGAACUUACACAUCAGCUCAAGAAAAUGAUCCUUCGGUCGGAGUUAUUCCACGAGUUAUCAGAAGAAUAUUUGAGGAACGGGAGGCGAGGACAGACUGUGAAUUCUAUCUGUCAGUAUCUUACCUUGAGAUUUAUAAUGAAGAUAUAUUGGACUUGUUAUGUGCAUCUAAAGAUAAACCUGCCCUCAGCAUUCGGGAAGAUCCUAAGGAGGGCAUUAAGAUUGUGGGUUUAACUGAGAGGCAGGUGUUCUCUGCCAGCGAGAUGGUGGCUUGUCUGGAGCUUGGGAAUUCUGCUCGUACUGUCGGCUCCACAGCGAUGAAUGCCGCUUCUUCACGCUCACAUGCUAUCUUCACCAUCACUCUGGAGCAGCGCAGAGGAACAGACAAAGUUGACUCCAUCGUUUCAAAAUUGCACCUUGUGGAUUUGGCUGGUUCAGAAAGGCAAAAGAAAACCAAAGCAGAGGGAGAUCGUUUAAAGGAAGGCAUCAGCAUCAAUCGUGGUCUUUUGGCUCUGGGUAAUGUGAUCAGUGCCUUGGGGGAUGAAAGCAAGAAAAAUGCCUUUGUUCCUUACAGAGACUCCAAGCUCACCCGCCUACUACAAGAUUCUUUGGGAGGCAACAGCCACACUUUGAUGAUUGCAUGCGUCAGUCCUGCAGAUUCAAACAUGGAGGAGACCAUCAACACACUGCGAUACGCUGACAGAGCUCGCAAGAUUAAAAACAAACCUAUUGUCAAUGUUGACCCCAGAGCUGCAGAAAUGAACCUUUUAAAAAAACAGGUUCAGGAGCUGCAGGUGUUGCUACUUCAUGCCCGUGGAGGAGUAGCUCCAGUACUCUCUGGGCCAGAAUCUGCAGAGAACGUGACUAAGCUGUUAGAAAGGAACCGCGCUCUGCAGGACGAGAACAAUAAGCUGAGCAGGGAGCUGAGUGAGGCAGCCGGACAGACUGCUUUCAUGUUUGAGAAGAUAAUAAUGACCGAACAAGCAAACGAGAAACUGCAAAGCAAACUGGAACAACUGCGGCACCAUACAGCAUGUACAGUGGAUCUUGAGAAAGUGUUGGAGCAACUGGAAGACCAAGAGUUAAAGGAGAAUGUCGAGGUGAUGAAAAACCUGCAAGAUGUCAUCUUGGAGCUCAAGAAUGAGAGUGCAGGAAUCACCGCCUCCAUUGAUGCUAUGGCUGCCGGAGAGGAAGGACCUGAGGUUUCAGGGAAUAACAGUAAAAAUACAUCAGAUGAGUCCCCAUCGGACGUCACUGCCAUUGUGGGUAAGGACUCCCCGGAGGCCUUUGCAACCCAUCAUGCAUUGCGGCAGGCCCAGCUCUCCAAGGAACUGAUUGAAUUGAACAAAGUGUUGGGCUUGAAAGAAGCGUUUGUGAGAAAAAUGUGCCAGAAUGACACCCAGCUGGAGCCGAUGCAGUCGGAGCACCAGAAAAAUGUACAAGCUCUACAGUCAGCAGUGGACUCCCUGCAGAAGGAGAAAGAGGAUCUGGUUUUGGCGCUACAGUCUGCAAAGAAAGACACUAACCAGGCUAAACUUAGUGAGCAGCGGAGGAAGAGACUGCAGGAGCUUGAGGGCCAGCUAGCAGACAUGAAGAAGAAGCUUCUUGAGCAGUCCAAAGUGCUGAAACUCAAAGAGUCCUCUGUUCAGAAAGUUAGCAAGCUCAUGCAGGAAAUACAGGCCAUGAAGACCCAGCGUACACAGCUGAUGAGGCAAAUGAGGGAGGACUCUGAAAAAUUCAGAAACUGGAAGAGCAAGAAGGACAGGGAGGUGCUGCAGCUAAAGGAGAAGGAUCGUAAACGGCAGUACGAGUUGCUUAAGCUUGAGAGGGAUUUCGAGAAACAGGCUAAUGUUCUGCGCCGUAAAACUGAGGAGGCUGCAGCAGCAAACAAGCGACUGAAAGAUGCUCUACAGAAGAGGAGUGAGGUAGCAGAGAAACGCAAAGAUGUCCAUAACAGAGGAAUGGAGGGCGCUGCUGCAAGAAUCAAGACAUGGCUUCUCAACGAAGUGGAGGUCAUGGUCAGCACAGAGGAGGCCCGGCGCCACCUCAAUGAUCUGCUGGAGGACAGGAAGGUCUUGGCUCAGGAGAUCAACAACCUCAAACAGCAGAUGGAGGCAGGGGAAAGACCUGCUGCCAAAAUCAGACGUCGGACCCUGAUCAUCUCUGAGCUGGAGAACCAGGGGGCACUGGAAACACCUCUGAGCAAACAGGUGGAGAACCUGGAGACAGAGAUGGGCCUCAGGAACGCCCAGAUAGCUGACCUUCAGCAGAAAGUUCUUGUUGCAGACAGCGAGGGGCGUCUGAAACAGCGCAUAGACAGCAUCACAAGCAUGGUCGAUGCCAAGUGUGCCCUGAAGGUCCUGAUGUCUGAGCUGGUGUCUGCUAAAACAGCCAGUUCCAAGCUGGAGAGCGAAGUCAAACAGGAGAAAGGGAAUGCACAAGAUUUAAGGAAGAUGCUGGCUGAUGAGAGAAAUGUGAUGUCAACCAUGGACAUGGAGCACCAGCAGCAGUUAGUGGAACUAGAGCAGAGGCAUCAAGAGAAGGUUCUUUACCUCCUUGGCCAGCUACAGAGCAAACCCAUAUGUGGAGAGGCAGACGAAACAAAGCAGAAAGAUGAGAAUUCAAAGGACGAUGAGCUUCUCCAGCGCCUUAAAGUUCAGGAGGAGGAAUUACGAGAAUUGAAUGAGCAAAACCAGAAACUGGUGGAGCAGAAUGAGCAAUACAAACAGAAAUUCUCAUUGCUCCAUCUGGCAAGUGCAAAGAAAAUCCUCACUCCUACAGCCAACAAUGAAAACAGUCCAGACGACUCGUUUGAGUACAUUCCUCCAAAGCCUAAAGGGAAGCGCUUCACCACAGCGAAAGCACCGCUGAAUACGACCAUCGCCAUUGAAGAGCUGAUAUCUCCCAGUGAGGAUGAGAAUGACGAGGAAGAGGAUGAGUGGCGUCCUGAGAAAACUGAGAAGGGGCGCAGAAUCUCAAAGAAAGCAAAAGCCACUGGGUGUGCAUGUAAAGGUCGCUGCAUCAACAAACAGUGCAGGUGCCGCAAAGGAAAGAUGGCAUGUGGGGAGAACUGCCAGUGUGAUCACGAGAAAUGUCGAAAUAUGGAUAACCAGGGGCCUGCUGAGGAUGUAAGCCAGACAGAAAGUGUUUCCAGAGACUCUGUGUCUCUCGAAGAUCCCACAUCCGUCAGCCCUGACAACACCACAUUCUUUAAGCCACCUUCUUGUACGCCCACUAAGAAGGUGCUAAAAGAAAUUGGAGACAUGGGGCAUGCCUCUGCAGACCUAAAGUUGGCCAGGAAACCUAUUUUGCCUGAGGAAGAGGAGGAGGAUGACUGUGAAGAGGAGGAGAGAACAACAGUCAGCUUGCUCAAGAAGAAGAAAAGACUCUUGACGAGUUUUCAGAACAGUUUUUUCUCCGGAUGCACUCCUAUCAGAGAGGAAUCUUAAUCAGGAUAGAGCAGGGCAGGGCUUUUUGCAUUAGGUGUCCAUAUGUGCUUAAAUGUUUUGUCAACGUUGUGUCUUUUUUUUUUGUGAUUAAACUGUAGUGUACUGUAACUUGAAAGUAGCAUUCGGCUCUGUAACUCUUCUGUUUUCUGUAGAGGGUAACUAAAGGACUGUGAAUAGAAAUGAAUUGUUUACAGAUUAACUAAGGCCUAAAGUAGGACUAAAUUGACUUUGGUAGAAUACUGAUUUGAUAUAUUUUAACAGUCCACAGUCAACCCAUUUUACACUAGUCAGCACACCAUUACAACACAACAUCUCGGGGAGAACGUGAGGUUUUUAACUGUGUUUUACUAUCAGAACUGAAUAAAGUCUGACAGUCAAAUCAUCUUGUUUUUAAGGAACAUCAUAUUGUUUUGGUUUUUGAUUUGUCCGAAUUUAACAUCUGAAUGUCAAAUAGUUGAUAUGAAAUAAUUUAUUCAUUCUUUAGUUUUACUUUUGGACUCACUUCAUUGCUGUAUCUUAGUAGGCCUGCACAAGAAGAGAAAAAUCUGUGAUGUGGGCUGACAUUUCUCAAUAUCGCGAUAAACAAAUGUUUAAAUGGCCACACUAGCUCUUUUCUCCUCCCUCAGGCAUCGUGCUAGUCAGCCUCACUGCUACCAGCACAAUGACACCAAUUACUCAGAGGUUAGAUGAAGGCCAGUAAGGACUUCAUGUGAUUGGCCGAAUGGUGCGAAUGCGUGACCCACAUCUCCAGGGCUCCAUCUAAUGGGUCAUGCACUGUAUGUGUAAAUACAUUCUUAUUCAUUGCAUCUCAGGCAGCCUUAAGUUUAUAUCACAGUGACGAUAAAAAUACAACUUUGCAUUUCUUGUUCAUUGAAAAGGUUUUUUGACAUUCAAUGAAAAACAAUCUAAAGUGAAACCCUGCAUUCAUAUUAGUUACACUGUGUGGUUUUAGAUCAGCUGUUUAUUGUAGCACACACAUUUCUUUCUCUCAAAUCCCCAAAUGUUCAGAAGAACAGAAUGAAUUGUAAUUCAGCAAAAUUGUGAAACCACAUUGUUUUUGGUAUUUUCACAUGAUAUAUUUUUCCUUGUUUUGCUGCUGGAAAACAUUUAUUUUCUUUCCAUCCCUUGGUUUCUGCAAGGGCAGCUAAGUCAAAUGUUUUGAAGUCAAGAAUUUGAAUUUAUUUAUUUCUUGAAUCCAAGUUAAGUGCAUCUUAUUAGCCUCUUUGUUGUACCUCUAUGUUAAAAUAUAAAUCCAAAUCCUCACAGAUUAUUUCAGGUGUCAACAUGAGCAUUUUCUGAGACACAAUCCACAGUCCAUCACAUUUUGGUGAGCAGUCUUUCUGUUUUCCACGUUGUUCUAGUAGCAGAUGAAUAAAAUAGUGCAAUUAAUAAACUAUAA